GAAAGAAUGAAUGAAUCAUCAUCCAAUCUGAACCCAAACCAUCACUGGUGACGACCAAUCAGCUCAGCGCUGUCGGGAUUGGAUCAUUGGAGGAAUAUUUUCUCCACCUUCCUCCCAUCUUUAAGCAGGCAAACAAUCAUUUGGUUGCCGCCACCUUCCACCACCUACGCCGUCUUCGGCAUCUUCCUCGGGGAUGGAGAACACACGCUGCUUCGCCAACCGCUUCUCGGACUACAGCAAGGGCGCGCUCCUGCCAGACCACGGGGUCGAGACGGUGGUUCCGGCCGUUGUGGCCACGGUGGACAAGAUCCUCCAAAAGGUCCCCAUAUCCCUGGACGACUGCGACGGCGGGCUGUACGACGGUCCAGCCGGCGUGGCGUACAUGCUUUACCACGUCAGCGAGUGUCCGCUGUUCUCGGAGCGGCGCGACACGUACCUGAAGGCGGCCAAGCGCAUCAUUGACGUCUCGGUGCGCUAUGUGGACGCCGAGCCGGACAGAAACAUGCGCGCCGCAUUCCUACUCGGCGGGGCGGGCGUUUACGCCACGGCCGCGAUGAUCUACAAGUCCCUGGGUUUGGCUGACUUCGUCAAGCCACUGACGAAAUUUCGCAAUCUGUGGGAAAUAUGCGCGCCCAUUCAUUUCCUGGAGUGCGGAUCUGAUGAGUUGUUUGUGGGCCGGGCAGGUUACCUGUGCGCGGCCUUGGUCCUCAAACAGAAGCUGGGCAUUGAGAUUCUCAGCAAGGAUCAAAUCAAGUCAAUCUGCCAAGCCAUCAUCGAGUCAGGAAAGCAGUAUGCCAGGAAGAAGCGAAAGCCUUUCCCCCUCAUGUACUCCUACUAUGGAACAGAGUAUCUCGGCGCUGCCCACGGCUUGUCGUCGAUACUGCAGAUGUUGCUGAGCUACCAGGAGCUGCUGAGCGGCGCCGACAAGGACCUGGUGUGGCAGAGCGUUGAUUUCCUCAUGAACCAGGAGCAGAACUGCAACUGGCCCGCCGAGCUGGGCGCGAUCAUUGAGCGCGAGAACGAGCUUGUCCACUGGUGUCACGGAGCUCCAGGUGUGGCUUAUCUCUUCGCCAAGGCCUACAUGAUGAAUAAGAAGCCGCAGUAUUUGGACACGUGCAUACGCAGUGGCGAGCUGGUGUGGCAGAAAGGUCUUCUGAAGAAAGGACCUGGCAUUUGCCACGGCGUAGCCGGCAGCGCUUACGUCUUCCUGUUGCUCUUCCGCCUCACCGGCUACUCCAAAUACAUCUACCGAGCUCAGAGGUUUGCCGAAUUUCUGUUCACGGAAGAGUUCAAGACGGGCUCGCGCUCCGUCACCAGCGUCUGCAGCCUGUUUGAAGGCCUGUCAGGGACCGUCUGCUUCCUGGUGGACCUACUGCAACCGGAGCAGGCUGAAUUUCCGCUGUUCAGCGUCUUUGACUGAAGGUCAGGACACGUAAAAUGAUACUUGAAGGUGAAAUCGUCUUAAAGUGGAGGAAACGAUGUUUUUGAAGUGCAAUAGAAACCUAUUUUGUGCUAUAUAUAUAUUGUACAUGUACGUGUUUGAGUGAGUGUUCAACCUUUCAGCUUUCCAGACUAAGUAGCACAUUACCUGUUUCCGAUUACGCUUCUAAAAUGCAAUUCAAGCAUAGGAAGUUUUUAAUGGCCGUGAAUAAUAAUUGUUUAUUGAAUUAAAUAAUUAAAUGUAGCAUAUGACUCAAGUAUGCUACUCUCAGGAAAAAAUAAAAUAAAUAAAAACGACAGAUGUCUAUUCAACCUUUCAAGGUUGUAUAUUAGGCUUAUGCCUCAAAAUGAGACAAGGAAAUAAAACAGGAAACUAAUACAUUUUGCAGAUCGGAAAAAAAAGUCAAGCACCACACAUUAGGGAGCCGAUGUUCCUAAAGGCUAAAUGUCUUUUU
Messenger RNA from Syngnathus acus (greater pipefish), 1895 nucleotides. RefSeq names its product lanC-like protein 3. The record is from RefSeq and is a predicted model, not a curated record. The transcript is spliced from 5 exons. Gene Ontology annotation, biological process: carbohydrate metabolic process; peptide modification. Bases 194 to 1420 code for a protein of 408 amino acids. NCBI's taxonomy places the organism in Eukaryota, Metazoa, Chordata, Actinopteri, Syngnathiformes, Syngnathidae. Gene Ontology annotation, cellular component: plasma membrane.